Molecule: messenger RNA, 2724 nt
Organism: Dermacentor silvarum
Lineage: Eukaryota; Metazoa; Arthropoda; Arachnida; Ixodida; Ixodidae
Product: cubilin-like
Exons: 11
Coding region: 135-2072 (645 amino acids)
Source: RefSeq, a predicted model, not a curated record
GAACAGCCGCGGGACCGGGCUGCUGCGGAGAAGGAGGCAGGAAGCGACGUCGCUUCGACCGCCGUCCGGUGUCAGGUGGCCGCGCGGAAAGGACAGCCGCGGACAGCCUCAGGCCACGCCGCGCAGCCACUCCCAUGAGCGCUUGGCCGCCUGCCCUGACCAGGGGCCCGGAUCUCCCGCUUCUGCGCCUGCUACUACCCUCGCUGCUCUUCACCUCAGCCCUAUGGCCGGCAGCCCGUGCACGAAACGCCUCAUGUGGCGGCUUCCUGACGCAGUUCCGGGGACACUUUCAGUCGCCAAAUUAUCCCGACCACUACGACGACUCUGCUGUGUGCCGCUGGUACAUAUUCGCGCCAAAGGAGUUCGCCAUCCUCAUCGAGAAGCACACCAUCGACAUCGAGGACGAUGCGAACCGGGCGGACUGCCCUUACGAUUACUUGAGGUAUUCCUUCGGAAACUGGAAGAAGACCUUCUGCGGAAAAGGAGCGGUCGAACCUCUUCUCCUGGACACAAAUUUCGUUACAGUCGUUCUCAAAACGGACGCAAGUAUGUCUGGAACAGGUUUCAACAUAUCAUACAGAUUCGUCCUUCCCCCGUGCGUGCGGACGUUCACGUCUGGCGAAGGCCUGCUCGAGAUUCCCGAGGACAAGAGCAAGCGGAACGUGCUUAUUCGCCGCCGACGUUGGUGCUUCCGCAGUGCUCGCGGAAACAGCUACCAGUUCACCUUCGACUACUUCGACCUCAUCGGCGAGCCUCCAAAGUGCCGCCACAUGUACAUGAAGGUCCUGGAGAAGAACGAGGGCCAGGUACGCAGCCACUCGAGGAUGUGCGGCAAACUGAUCCCUGAGCCCGUGCACACGCGUAGCAGCUCGGUCUCUCUGCUCUUCCUGAGCGACCGCCCGCUUGACAAGAACGGGCUGCAUGUUAGCUGGAAGGUGUUCGGCUGCAACGAGGAGCACCGCGCGGCUGCCGGCAAGCUGCGGUUUCCGCGCGAGGGCGUGUACACCGCCUUCCCAGCGACCUGUCGUUGGACCGUCUACGCGAACAGUGACCAGACCGUCGAGCUCACGGUCACCAGGCUCAACCUGCUGCGCUGCGACCUCGAAUACCUCAGGAUUUUCGAAGGUGAGGGUGAGCGUCGCACGCUUUUGGACGACCUGUGCCGGCUGGACUCACCGGUGGUGAUUACAUCUACCCGCCGCAUUAUGACCCUCCAGUUGCGACUACACGCUCUACGUCGAGACGCUGUCGAGGCUGCUUACCAGAUGAGGGCCACGCCAUGCGGCGGCCUGUACGAAGCGAGCGAGGGUUCCAUCGUAUCACCAGCCGACUUGGCCGAAGCGGAAGGCGGCCUCACCUGCCUCUGGACUAUUCGCGUCAGGAGCAACUACCUCCCCCGCGUCGAGUUCAGGGAGUUCGCAUUCAGCGAGUCUGAAAAUUGCUCCUCCGGAUACAUCGAGGCCUACUUCCUGAACCAGGGCAGCCACAUGCAGCUGAUGCCCCGCCGCUGUGCGGCCGAGCCUCCACCGCCCGUAGUGGGCAUCGACAACGAGGUGCGUGUCAAGCUACACGUCGAGCAUCGCGACUCCCACACGCACUUCAGACUGCGCUUUCGAUCAGUGUGCGAGACCAUGGUGAUCGCAAACCGGACCGGUGGCGUGUCGCAGUCCUUCGGCUUUCCCAAGCUGUACGAACACGAGUCCGAGUGCAGCUGGAAUGUGUACGCGCCCAAGGGCGAGCGACUGGCGCUGUUCGUGACCGACCUGCGGUUCAGCAAGAGCAAGUACUGCGCCACGAGUGCGCUCACGGUGACGGACGGCACGCAACCCACGUCAUCUGUGUUAGCCACGCUGAGCCGGCCCGAGCCACGUGCCUUUCUAUCAAGCGAGGACGCCUUGUCGCUGCGCAUCUGCGGCGGCGUUGUCAAGUUCGUCUACAUGUCCGUGCCCAGUGAGACAUGCAGCAAGGCGGAGCAGCCUGUCACGGAGCCGCCGCGCCGUGAGGUCCCAGCCAAGUCAAAGGCUGUUGACACGUCGGUCGUGUGGGAAGAGAUCGACCAGACACCAAGCUGAGGACGAGUCCGGGCCUGUGCGGUCGCCGGAUGCCAGGGUGGCUCUUUACAAAUGCACAACUAUAUAGGAAGGUCUGAGACACAUGGGCGCAGAGAAGGACGUAGCAUGAAGCAUAUGCGCCGUGUCAUCUAGCGCUGCUGCUUUUGCGGCGGAUUUAAGCACUCUGGGCAUCCUCUCGGUGCUGCUACGGUCCGCAAAUCAGAUACAAUCAGCAGCGACUGGCGCAGCGUAACAGCCGAUUCCUGCCAGCAAGGAAACCUCCAAAUGUUUUAUAGCAGUGUACGUCCAUUUGGCGACGGAAUCGCCUGCUUAGUAUAGUAGCGUUAGUGCUCUAGCCAGAUAAUUACGGCGCAAAUUAAACGUGCAUGACGGAGAGAAGCCUGGCAGGACAGGCACAUGCUUUUUUCAGGUUUUCAUUGUCACCACAAGACAUACGUGCUCGCUUGUGUAGCUUUGUGAAAAUGGUGACUGGAAUACUGGAUUAUUAUGUUCAAAGGUAACCACCAGUUCUUGUUUUCACUGCAAAAGCCUAGUUAACGCGGAUAAAUAUGGACUGCCACGAAGCAAUUAGCGUGACGUAAACGAUAAUUUCAUUCGGCAAAUCUCCUACACUCCAAGGCGGACUUUCACCUCUUAUUUGCUGUUAUGGAUG